Molecule: messenger RNA, 1443 nt
Organism: Dictyostelium discoideum AX4
Lineage: Eukaryota; Evosea; Eumycetozoa; Dictyosteliales; Dictyosteliaceae
Gene: sdh
Product: saccharopine dehydrogenase
Exons: 3
Coding region: 1-1443 (480 amino acids)
Molecular function (GO): saccharopine dehydrogenase (NADP+, L-glutamate-forming) activity
Source: RefSeq, a predicted model, not a curated record
AUGAAAAAUAUAUUAUUACUCGGUUCUGGCUUUGUUGCAAAGCCAGCACUUGAUUACCUCUUAAAAAGAGAAGAUUAUUUUGUAACAAUUGUUAGUUUAUUCCAAAAUGAAUUAGACUCAAUUACAAAAGGUCACGAUACAUCAAAAUUCAAAACAAUUCAAUUAGAUGUUAUGAAUAAAUUGAAUGAAUUAGAAGAAUAUUUCCCAAAAUCUGAUUGUGUAAUUAGUUUAAUUCCAGCAACAUUACAUUCAACAGUUGCAAAAUUAUGUAUUAAACAUAAAACACAUUUAGUUACAGCAAGUUAUAUUUCAGAUGAUAUGAAAGCAUUAUCAGAAGAAGCAAAGGAGGCAGGUGUUUUAUUAUUGAAUGAACUUGGUCUUGAUCCAGGUAUUGAUCAUAUGUCAUCAAUGAAGAUUAUUGAUCAUGCUAAGGAAAAUGGUGGUAAGGUCACAUCAUUCGUUUCAUGGUGUGGUGCGCUACCAUCAACAGAAUGUGCUGACAAUCCAUUUGGAUACAAAUUUUCAUGGUCACCAAGAGGUGUACUAUCAUCAGCAACUCUUUCCGCCAAUUUCCUUUGGGAGGGUCAUAAUGAAGAAGUACCAGCCAAUAUCAAAUGGGCAGUGUUACAACCAAUCGUUGUUGAAGAUUCAAAUGGUGUAAAGAUGGAGUUUGAUGGUGUACCAAAUCGUAACUCAUUCCCAUACAUUGAACAAUACAAUUUAAAUGCUAAAGAUGUAACCACAAUGUUUAGAGGUACAUUACGUUGGAAGGGUGGUUUUGGAAUCAUGAUCCGUGCACUUGUUGCCGUUGGUUUAUUCUCCACUGAAGUUGAUGCACGUCUCGCUGUUGAGGGUGGUAUUUCAUGGCGUAACUAUCUCGUUCAGCUAUUGGGUUGCAAUGAUAAUGAUAGUGACCUCCUAUAUUGUGUGGAAUCCACCAUUAAAGAGUACUUUGAAAAAUUAAAGACUGAGAGAGACGGCUUACAAUUCCAUUUCCCAAUUAUUCCAAGAGAUAUUGAAAAAGAUGUUCAACAUGCCGUUGAAGGUUUCAAAUGGUUGGGUUUAUUAAGUGCUGAUGAAAAAGUUGUAAAUAAGAAUACUCCAAUCGAUAGUCUUUGCGCUUUACUCGAAAAGAAACUCUCUUACAAAGCUGGUGAACGUGAUGUAGUUGUCCUUGAACAUAACUUUGUCGUCCAAUACGCUGAUCGUACAGAAAAAGAAGUUUCAUCACUCAUUUGUUAUGGUAUUCCAAAUGGUAGUUCUGCAACUUCACUCACUGUUGGUGUUCCAGUUGGUAUCGCAACUGAACUCAUCGCUGAUGGUAAAACUACAACUAGAGGUGUUGUUGGUCCAGUAACUCCUGAAUUUUAUUUACCAAUUUUAGAGAAAUUAAAAUCUGAAAAUAUUGAAAUGAUUGAAACUAAACAAGAAAUUAAAAAAUAA